UUGCUGUGGGGCUAUGCAUUUAGGCGAGAAAUCCCCUUUCCUGGGCACCUACGGAAAUAUUCGGAGACUGUCAGUGUCCUGUGGAGGCAUUGCCACCAGCCUGCAGAUGGAAGACCCGCUAGGCCUCAGACUGGUGGAAGGGUCAGAGGGAUCUGGGGAAAACCCUCAUGUUACCCAGAAAUACCCAAGAAGGAUGCCACAUUCGCAGCAAAAGGUGAAACAGGAGCCAAGGGAAGGGAUCCUUCAGUGCUGGGAAGCCCAGUGGCAGCAGUUCCUGAAGGAAGUGGAGUCUCCUGACUUGGGGUGGGGGAUCCCAGAGGAGCCCACCCCCUGGGACAACACCAAGGCCUUCUUCGCCUCCUUUGAGCAAGUGGCCAAAGCCUGCCAGUGGCCCAAAGAGGGGUGGGUGGCUCGACUCCUGCCGGCCCUCAGUGGACAGGCCAAAUGGGCUUUUGGCAGCUUGGAGGCCAGAGACAGAGAGGAUUAUGGGAAAGUGAAGGCGGCCAUCUUGCGCGGGGACGCCAUCAGCAGGGAGAAGCAGCGCCAGCACUUCCGGCGCUUCUGCUACCAGGAGGCCGAGGGGCCGAGAGGGGCCUACAGCCACCUCCAGGAGCUCUGCCACCGCUGGCUGAAGGUGGAGAGGCACACCAAGGAGCAGAUCCUGGAGCUGCUGAUCCUGGAGCAGUUCCUGACAAUCCUGCCAUCAGAGAUCCAGAGCUGGGUCAGGGAAUGCGGCCCGGACAGCUGUUCCCAGGCAGUGGCCCUGGCGGAGGAUUUUCUAUGGAGGCAGAAGGAGACAGAGAGAUGGGAACAGCAGAAGGAGCCUCUGCCGGGCGAGAAGGGUGCUGUUGGUUUCUUAGGAAUGGAGCGAACCUCUGUGCUUCCAGGCCAGACGCAGCCACGCAGAGAAGCAAAGGAGGAGAAUGACUGUGGUCACAGCCUGCUGGAUUACAGGCAGACGAACGAGCACAACAAUCUUCAGGCAAGGCCCACGCCAGUUGAGUUGCACCGGGCAUCCCAAAGGAGGUCCGUUGAUUGCAGCCCCCGGGGUCCUGAGCAGGGGCAAACUGCUCCGAAGGAGCUCAGACCCAAAACCCAGCAGGGAAACCACAUCCGCAACAGAUCGGUGGAGUCCGUUUCCCCCGCGGCAAACGGAAAGAUCCUUGGCGAAAGCCCGCUGCCCCAGACGCAGAAGAUGAGGGUCGUGUCCAGGGAGGACUUCGGACAGGCCUCGGGCGAAAACGCUCCAGAGAGGCCCUACCACAGGUGCUCCACCUGCGGGAAAACCUUUGGCCAGAGCUCGCACCUUCUCUUCCACCAGAGGACCCACGACGUGGAGAAGCCGUACAAGUGCACCCAGUGCGGGAGCAGCUUCCACUCGCGCCAGGGCCUCAUCUACCACCAGCGGAGCCACGCGGGCGAGAAGCCCUACAAGUGCUCGUUCUGCGGGAAGACCUUCAGCCAGAGCUCCCACCUGCUGGUCCACUGCAGGAGCCACACGGGGGAGAAGCCCUUCAAGUGCCCCGCCUGCGGGAAGUGCUUCAGCCGGAACUCACUGCUGACCGUCCACGAGAGGACCCACACGGGGGAGAAGCCCUACAAGUGCUCGCAGUGCGGGAGCAGGUUCCACUCAGGCUCGGGGCUCAUCAACCACAAGAGGAUCCACGCCGGUGUGAAGCCUUACAAGUGCGCCGAGUGCGGGAGGGACUUCAUCCGCAAAGCACACCUCGCCAGGCAUCAGAACGUACAUGGCGAAGGCAAGGGUGAGAGCCAGCAGGAGAUCCAAUCCAAAUGUUCCCAUGAAGAGCUAAGCUCCUUGCGUGCUUCCAUUGAAUGCAUGCAGUUUUCUUGGGGCCGGCGGGUGCUCUUGGGGCGCACGUGGCGUCACGGGGGGAGAUGCACGUCUGAACGGACGCAGGAACAGGGAAGAUUGGGGACGGGCAUCUCUUCAAACACCAAGCCGAAUCAGAAGACAGAAGCUCAACGCACCCACCUCAAUCACGGUAGUUUAUUCUGGAGUUUUCCAGGAGUUUGUCCCGGGAUGGAAAUGGAAAAAGAUGUUCCCGACGGCAGUACGCAAAAGGAAAGCCCCGGGAAAUCCACUCGCAUCCUCCAGGACAAUGUAAGCCGCAAGCCCAGGAUGGGCUUCAAGGGAGAAAGCGAUACCCCUGAAGCAGUGCAUUGUGGGGGAUCGUGCCGGAGAGCGACUCUGGGCCAGGUGAAGGAGGAGCCGGAAGAUGGUUUGGCCCAGUCCUGGGAAGCCCAGUGGCAGGAGUUUUUGAAGACGAUAGAGUCCCCUCACUCGGAAUGGGGGGUCCCCCAGUUGCCAGAGGAGCCCAGCCCCUGGGACGAUGCCCAGGCCUUCCUGGCCUCCUUCGAGCGAGUGGCCGAAGCCUGCCGGUGGCCCAAGGCUGAGUGGACGGUCCGUCUGUUGCCAGCCCUCAGCGGGGAAGCCGAGCUGGCCUUCAGCAGCCUGGAGGCCGGAGACAAUGAGAAUUAUGGGAAAGUGAAGGCCAUCAUCCUGCGAUGGGACGCCCUCACUAGGGAGAGGUGGCGCCAGCACUUCCGCUGCUUCCGCUACCAGGAGGCUGAGGGGCCGAGAGGGGUUUGCGGGCAGCUCCAAGAGCUCUGCCGCCAAUGGCUGAAGGUGGAGAGGCACACCAAGGAGCAGAUCCUGGAGCUGCUGAUCCUGGAGCAAUUCCUAACCGUCCUGCCGCCUGAGAUCCAGAGCUGGGUGAGGGAGCACAGCCCGGAAACCUGCUCCCAGGCAGUGGCCCUGGCCGAGGAGUUCUUGCUGAGGCAACGAGAAGCUGAGAGACUGGAUAACCAGGUAUUAUUUGAGGAGGACAAGGAGGAAGUGGGUUCGCCUGAGGUUGACCAAACUCCUCCUGAUGCUGUGCAGAGGCCGGCCAACGUGGAAACCAAGCAGGAAGACGGCAGCCACUACGAUGGGGAUCCCUGCCCGUUGGCAGGCAAAGGAUGGAUGGUCGCAGAUGAGGAGGAGAAAUAUUUGCCCGAAGAUUCUGACACGCUGGCGCCACGUGGGACUUCAGCAUGGAAAGAAGAGGAGAGUCUUUCUCCGUGUCACGAGCUCAAUAGUUCCUCGGCAAGUCGGGGAAGAAUGAGGUGCUGUCAGGAAAUCCACCCAGCACAGGAAGCAGAACUACCCACUUCCUGUGGGGAAGGUCCCCAGGUCCCCAGUGAACCCAUGAUCCAAAUAGAGAUUGAUGCCGAUGAUGUGGGGGAGAAUGAGGAAGAACGAGAAUUACCUGGGCUAUUGUCCAGAAGAGAUGGGCAUGAAGAGUUGAAGGAGAUCUUUUGGAAUCGAGAUGGACCACAGAUGGAGGAAGACAACCACACAGGGGAAAAUAAACACCAAUCCGUUCCUUAUCAGGAUGGGAACUGUUAUGACAUCCCAGAUCAACAAGAACUGGCAGAAAACAGGAGAGUCAAGGGCCUUGAUAUUUGUUGGAGAAUACACACAGAAGAGAAACCAGAUCAGAUCUUAGUGUUUGGGAAGAGCUUCACUGAGGGCGGAAACAUUCCAGAAUUUCAAAUGCUCUGUGAAGAGCAGAAACCUUACAAAUGCUUCGUGUGUGGAAAGUGCUUCACACGGAGUACCAACCUUACUUCUCAUCAAAGAAUCCACACAGGGGAGAAGCCCUAUGGCUGCCCAGACUGUAGCAAGAGGUUUUCUAGUCAGUCAGAUCUUAUUAAGCAUAAGAGAAUUCACAGAGGAGAGAAACCAUACAAAUGCUUUGUGUGCGGCAAGAGCUUUAGCCAGGGUGGGCACCUAACCUCGCACCAAAGAAUUCACACAGGGGAGAAACCCUAUAAAUGCUUGGAGUGUGGGAAAAACUUUAGCAAGAACACCAACCUUACUUUGCAUCAGAGAAUCCACACAGGGGAGAAACCAUACAAAUGUCUAGAGUGUGGGAAGAGCUUCACUUGGAAUUCAAACCUUACCUCCCAUCAGAGAAUUCAUACAGGGGAGAAACCGUUCAAAUGCUCAGAUUGUAGUAAGAGCUUCUGCAAUCACUCAACGCUUAUUAAGCACAUGCGAAUCCAUACAGGGGAGAAGCCCUAUAAAUGCUUUGUGUGCGCAAAGAGCUUCAGUCAGAGCUCAAGCCUCACGGCACACAAGAGAAUCCACACAGGGGAGAAACCGUAUAAGUGUUCUGAUUGUGGAAAGAGCUAUAGCAAAAACACAAAUCUUAUUUCACAUCAGAGAAUUCAUACAGUGGGAAAACUGCAUAAGUAAAUUGUUGCAUUAAUGCUUUGAUGUAUACAUAUAGGGGAAACCAUAGAAAUUAAACUUUCUACACAUGAAGAAAUCCAGCUACCAUCUUAUUAGAUAUUCACACACACAAGCUGCAUAAAUGUCUAGAUGUCUGUCUGGAGACCAAGUUAUAAGUCCUGGAAAUCCAUAUGAGUGACAGUGGACAAAAUUGAAGGGGGAUGGCAAUAGUUCAAUAGUCCAUUGUUUCUCUAUCAGUCAGUUAAAAUGUAAACGGAAGGUUAGUAAUUUUGGUGGGCAGUUUUUCCUAGAUAUAUAUUUCUUUUUGUCAACAUUAUGCAAACUACAUCGAAAUAAACAUUUCUUCCAGGUUUUUAAGCAGAACUGUGGUUCGUUGCUUAUUGUUUACAUUUGCUGCA
Molecule: messenger RNA, 4656 nt
Organism: Zootoca vivipara (common lizard)
Lineage: Eukaryota; Metazoa; Chordata; Lepidosauria; Squamata; Lacertidae
Source: RefSeq, a predicted model, not a curated record